CAACCCAUUAGCUACACACAUCAGGGCGAGUUCCUAUAUCAUCGGAUCAGAGAGUGCAGCCAUUGCCAUGAACGCCGCCAUGGAAGCCCACAAGAGCCUCAUCUUCGUCUACGGGACGCUGAAAACAAAUCAUCCGAACCACUUCCUCAUGGAGGAUCUGAUCACGAGAAACGACGCCGUCUUCGUCGGCCACCGCGCGACCCGUUCGCCCCACCCGCUCGUGGUGGGUCUGCACGGGAUUCCAUACAUGAUCAACCUACCGGGGUCGGGUCAUCGGGUCAGGGGCGAACUCUACGCUGUCUCAAAACGCGGGCUCGCUCGGCUCGACGAACUGGAAGGGAUAGAGGUCGGGCACUACGAGAGACUCCCGAUUGAGGUGGCGGCGGCGACGGUGACGGAGGAAGAGGGAUCAGACGGCAUCGUUGCGGCGGAAGCGUACUUUGCUCACCGGAGAUUCGGGGAGAGGCUGUGGGAGAAGAAGGGGAGAUGUGGGAUGAUCGAGUACGGUCAAAACGACGGCGUACGGUACGUUAGGCCGAGGGACAGGCCGAGAUCUGGCUCUGUUCUUGAUGAAAUCGAGGGUUUUGUCUCUUCUCGUUCCGAUUGAUUUCGUCUUGUCCCCCCUUGGAUUCAUGUUUCUCAGGUUUUUACCGUAUAUGGGUAUUCCCCAAAAUCUGAAAUUGGUGACAUUUUCAGGAUUGAAAUUGUUGUAACGCAAUGUCUUAUCAAUCGGAAUCGAACGUUGAUAUGAUCAUCUGGUGAUAGUUUGGGAUUUCAA
This is a messenger RNA of Tarenaya hassleriana, 778 nucleotides long. RefSeq names its product putative gamma-glutamylcyclotransferase At3g02910. The coding region runs from base 68 to 607 and encodes 179 amino acids. Gene Ontology annotation, molecular function: gamma-glutamylaminecyclotransferase activity. The record is from RefSeq and is a predicted model, not a curated record. Lineage: Eukaryota; Viridiplantae; Streptophyta; Magnoliopsida; Brassicales; Cleomaceae. The transcript has a single exon.